Molecule: messenger RNA, 372 nt
Organism: Penicillium verrucosum
Lineage: Eukaryota; Fungi; Ascomycota; Eurotiomycetes; Eurotiales; Aspergillaceae
Exons: 3
Coding region: 1-372 (123 amino acids)
Cellular component (GO): mitochondrion
Source: RefSeq, a predicted model, not a curated record
AUGGCUACAUCUUCCACAUCCCCCGAUACCUCUUCAACAAGUGUACCUAAGAAACAAGAAGUGAAACUGCUGUACUACAAGCGAGUACGCUCCCAUUGCGCCCCCGAGAUUAAAGCAUUCGCCGAGUGCGCCGUUAACCGCACCGUCACUGCAACAUGGGUCUGCCGCCAGCAACGUCUUGCGAUGAAUUCAUGCAUGGUCGCCCACGCGAAGCCGGAAGAAGAGGACCGCGCACGUGAGGAGUGGUUCGCGGGGUAUGAGGAACGCCGACGUGUGAAAGAGGAGGAUCUUGCACGUGUCGAGAAGCGGCGUGAGGAAGUUAUUCGCAUGAUGCGCGAGGAUGAAGCGCGCGCGCGAGCGGCAGGAAAAUGA